This is a messenger RNA of Emiliania huxleyi CCMP1516, 1909 nucleotides long. RefSeq lists its product as hypothetical. The transcript has 6 exons. NCBI's taxonomy places the organism in Eukaryota, Haptophyta, Isochrysidales, Noelaerhabdaceae. The record is from RefSeq and is a predicted model, not a curated record. Bases 208 to 1449 code for a protein of 413 amino acids.
GAACACUCAAGCAAGACGCCGCAAAGAGGAGGUGCAGCUCUACUCUCUCCGGCUGAACCUUCCUGGCGGGUCCUUUCCGCUGCAGCUGCGCAGAGGCGGUGUUUAAUCGACGUGGGUGAGCGCGGCUGGUAGGAACCGUGAGUCUACCCCCUCGUUCCCGGCGGUCUCCGCGGCCUCUUCUCGCGCCAAUCGCCGCCGAUAAAAGACAUGUGCCGCGUGCUCGUUCGCAGCCUCUGGUUUUGGGGCGUCCUUCUACGCCCCACCCGCGGCGUGCCGUUGACCAAGUGGGGCGCGCGUGCGAAGGCGGCGCCAAAGCCGCAGAGGCUGCAGGCCGAGAUGCGGAAGCGGCAGAACAAUGUCUCGUUCGGCGAGUGCGUACUCCAGAUCUACAAUCACAUUCAAACACCCGAGGAACGUUCCUCGGGUUACCCGAGGCGGGGUCAUGACGCCGGCGUUCCUCGUGACGGCCCCUUCAAGUACAACUUCCGGAACUGGACGCCCAAGCCCGUGCAAAAAGACGAGCUCUUCUCUGUCGUGCAGACUAAUCCUCCGCCGUGUUCACUGGCAGCGCACUGCGAUUGGGUUGUCGGCUCGCGCUAUGAGCAUUGGGGACAACUGCCCGGCUUCACCGUGUGGGGCGACCCGUACACCGUGCCUGGAACCAUAUUCGUGAACACGGACGAGCUUGAGACCUUCUCAGAGUCGCUGCUGCAUUGCAUCCCGCGGCGCCAUGGCGUGGUGCUCAUCACGGGCGACCACGACAAGACGACGCCGUUGCAGACGGACGUUCGUUACCCGCGCGUGCUCAGGUCGAGCACCUGGGCGAACUGGCUCAAAGAUGAGCGCAUUUUGCACAUUUACGUCGAGCAUCUCGAUGCUGCAGUGGCGAGCAGCAAGGUCAGUCCCAUCCCGACCGGGAUGAAUCCUCGCGAUGCUGGGGGCAUGUCACUGGCGUCCGCGCCGCGAAAAGUGCGAAUCCAAUCACUGCCGCUCCGGGUGGUGGAAAUCGGGCGGCAGCGAGGCGGGCGGCAGUUCCACGAACGACAGUUUGUCAGAGACUUGUGCAACAGUACACCUUGGCCUUGGUGCGACGUGGCCAGCACGACUAACGAGGGCUUCAGUGCAGUUGUGCAAAAGUAUCCAUUCCUGCUCUGCGUUCAUGGUGGCGGGAUCGACCCAAAUCCCAAGCUCUUCUCAGCCAUCCUUUCCGGCGCCAUCCCGAUCAUGCGCGAUUUUCCGGGUGCCACCAUGUACGACGGCUGGCCAGUGGUGCGCGUGAGCAAUUGGACCGACAUCAACAUAAGCAUGCUCGCACAGUGGCGCAAGCUCCACGCGCCCGCGUUCGAGGACGAGUGGUUGCGCAAUCAGACCCUCGAACGGCUCACGAUGCGUCACUGGUGGUCCAAGAUUCACCCACCCCCCGGACCUCGACGCCACCAAUCGAUUUGAGCCGGCCAAGGCGGCCGCGAUGCGGACCAGCCGGCCCGCAGCGCCUUAUUACAUGAACGCAUAUAUUGGGUCAUUAUUGUCAGCAUGCGAUUCACCGAUCCCCAUCAAGGUGAUAGGGUAUGGUCCCGGAGGACUCGUGCUGGGUAAGUGCGGGUCCGAGGGUAUUUGCAUGUUUUGCGGUGUGGUAGGAUUCCUGAGGCGACACCAUGCUACGCGAGCUGGAGGAACUAGGCGACAUGAGUAGGCGCGUGCUUUAGCUUCGGGCGGGCGAGCCCUCUUUCUUAGAUCUUACUCGUGCUGCUUCGCCGCCGUAGAGCUGCUUCGCGCUUCACGUACAAGACGGACCUGACUGGUCCGGAUCGUUCGGCACUUCCUCUCUACUUCCUAUGUACUGUACUGUAACGCGAUACUGUAUAGCCACCUGCCAGUACAAGGGGUUCUGACUUACUCAGUAGCCAUU